AUGCAGGGUCAGCCUGAGCUGGCUGAGAAAGAAGGCUCCCAGGGCUGGGGGCAGCUGGCACAGCCUGAGAACCCAGUGAGGCACCUUCCCCUCCACAUCUCCGCCCUCUCCUGGAGGAAUGUAGCUUUCCUGGUGCUUCUCUCUCUCUCUUUGGACCAGACCUCUGCGACGCUGACCAACAAAAUCCAACAGAAACCAGGAACGUGCAUCCCAGAAAGAGUCAACUGUUUCUUAAAACAGGUCAACUUCUGCCAAGCGGAUUUUGAGUGCGAGGAAUCCCUGAAGUGCUGCACUUUUGGCUGUAGGAGGAGGUGCAUGGAUCCCUAUCAAGAACCCUGCACCCUGCCCUUGAGUGAAGGGACGUGUAGGCUUAAAAUACAGCGCUGGUAUUUUGACACUAAUGAAAAUCUCUGCAAACCGUUUGCAUAUAAGAGCUGCGAAGGGAAUGCCAACAAUUUCGUCAGAAGGAUAGACUGCGAGAAAGCCUGCUUGUUAGUCGUCAAGAAAGGACAGUGCCCACUCUUUCCUUUCGAUGACCGUAUGGAGUGUCCAGCUUCAUGUAAAAGUGACAUCGAUUGUCCAAAGACGGAUAAAUGUUGCGACUCCACCUGUGGUUUUGUUUGCGCCAAGGUCUGGAAAGUCAAACCAGGUUUCUGCCCACCCAAGCCCUUGAAAUGUGAGAAGAUUCAUAAGCCCAGUUGCCUGAAGGAUGCUGAGUGCCCAUUAAUAGAAAAGUGCUGCACAGAUUGUGGACUGAAAUGCAUGGAACCCGAAUCUUGA
Molecule: messenger RNA, 780 nt
Organism: Otolemur garnettii (small-eared galago)
Lineage: Eukaryota; Metazoa; Chordata; Mammalia; Primates; Galagidae
Gene: WFDC8
Product: WAP four-disulfide core domain 8
Exons: 6
Coding region: 1-780 (259 amino acids)
Cellular component (GO): extracellular region
Molecular function (GO): serine-type endopeptidase inhibitor activity
Source: RefSeq, a predicted model, not a curated record